CCUUCCCUAUCCUUCUCGCCGCACGCACCCUCCCGCACUUGUGGCUCGAAGUCUUUGGCGCCGUUGCGCGUGCUUGUCUUUCUCGCUGCCACACUCCUCUCUCUCGACCGCCCUCCCCCCUCCCACCUCCCACGGCGCGCAUUCGCGCGGUGGGCAUGCCAUGGUGCUGGCGCUGUCGCGCGUGGAGCGACAGGUCCUCGCGGGCUGCGCCGUGGGCAUAGUGAUCGUCGCCGUGCUGUAUGAGGCCAUGGAGCUCCAGGAGCUGGCGGCCUCCAUCAACCGGGGCCUGCUGAAAGACCACUACACGGUGCUCGGCGUCACGGACGGCGCCACACCGCAGGAAAUCGGGACAGCGUUCAAGCGCUUGACCAGCCAAUUCAACUCCAAGCCGAAGGACGAGGCCAGCCGCAUCUUCCGGGCCAGCGUGGUGGAGGCCCACAAGACGCUGUCCAGCCCGGAGGCGCGGGGGCAGUACGACGAGUGGCGGAGGCUGGUGAGGCGCACCAUCGGCGCGCUGGCUGCGGUGGUCGUCGCGCUUGUUGGCGUCAUCGUGCUGAUGGUCGGCGCGGCGAUCGCCCCUGCGCGCUUCGGCCUGGCGCGGGACAGCUUCAGGCUGGACCCGCAGAGCCUCGAGGGGAAGGU
Prorocentrum cordatum is the source of this 642-nucleotide messenger RNA. Lineage: Eukaryota; Dinophyceae; Prorocentrales; Prorocentraceae. The record is from the annotation of a GenBank genome assembly.